Molecule: messenger RNA, 4278 nt
Organism: Fusarium graminearum PH-1
Lineage: Eukaryota; Fungi; Ascomycota; Sordariomycetes; Hypocreales; Nectriaceae
Exons: 1
Coding region: 1-4278 (1425 amino acids)
Molecular function (GO): DNA binding
Source: RefSeq, a predicted model, not a curated record
AUGACCACCACUACGACGACAGUUCCGUUGAAGAAAGCGAUCGAGGAGCAGGUGCAAGAUCCCAACGCGACUCCAAGAAAACGAGGUCGCCCGAGAAAAACAAACGGCACGCCAUUACCAAGCGCAGGAAUCAAAAGGAAAGGAACACCGAUUGCGGGGAGCCCUCGAACACGGCGGCGCACAUCAAAGGAUGUAGACACAACAGAAACUAUUGCGCAGCCUACGCCAGGCACGAAACGAAGGGGCCGACCACCAAAGAACCGAUCUAUCGACUUGGGAAGUACAAAAACGCCAGGAAAAGCUUCGAUAUUGGAAAGCGCUCAACCAGACGAUGCUUUUCAACCUGAUGAGCUUGCAGAUGCUGGCAAUGUGUCCGAACUUCCUCCUAUACGCGCCGACGAUUCACAAGCCGAUAACGAUGUGACCUUAGUAAUUACACCGUCAGAAGCUGAGGCAAAUCAGUUGCGCGCGAAUCGAACCGCAAACAAUAGCGCGCCUGCGCAAUCAGAACCUGACUCGGAUAUCUGGAUGGCGACACUGGAUGACGAACCAACCCCAAGACCUACAACAAAAGCUGCACCCAGAGCUUCAAGCCCAGAGCAUGGCCGAGAUGGUGGUUCAUCGGAUUUAGGAGAUUAUGGUUAUGGACCUGCUGGGAGUGAUGUUUCCUCGGCAGACGAGCCUCGGAGUGACACCCGACCUGAAGCCGAUGAUACUGUCGCAGCGGGCGAAGACUUUAGUAUGAUCUUUAUGGAUUCAUUACCAUCAUUACAAGCGAGCUUGCGCAGUUCGACGCAACAACAAACCGAAAACGAUAUAGGCGAAGAGACGAGCAUGAUUAUCAACAACACCUUAGAAUCCCUACGACAGUCUUUGCAGGAUCGCGACAGACCUAAGAAGGACCAGGAAACUGCUAGACAGGAGGAUAAGAUCGAAGCACCGAAAGAACCCGCGCCAGAAGAACCUCAACAGGACUUCCGACAAUCAACUAUUCGCCCACCUCAAAAAUUUUCACCCAGCCGUGCUCUGGCUUCCCGAUGGUGGCAGAGCCCUCGGAGAAUGGGUUCUUCACCUUUGCGACACCAGGUGCUGUUAAAAUCGAACGUGCCUGACAACCCCGAAACUACCGAAUACCGUGGAUCUCCCCUUGCAUCCCACCGCCACGACGCACCUCACCUCGAGAACGAAGACUCAAACCUCUACGACGAUUCUUUCUCGGAGAUUCCUGAUGCAGUGCUGAAAGCAGCUACGCCCCGUCGCCCCCGAGCGAGCGCUAAAAAGCUCCGAGUAGUCGAGAAACAGGAUAUUCAAAUGGAAGACGCACAGCCCACUCAACUCGAAGAUGAGCCAGAAGCACAAGAAGAGGCCCCUGAGGAGCAGGACGUCCAGGAGGAACAACAAGAUGAGGCUAACCAGCCAGCAGCCUCCAAUACAAGUGUUGCCUCUCGUUCUGAUAAAGGGCGUCUUCCUACUCCUGACGACACAUCUUCGAAUUUUGAAGUUGAAAGUGAUAACAACCAGAAGACUAGGGCUGGCUCGCGCAAUCCCACAAGGCUUAAUUCAAGCAGAGGCUCUUCACUGAAGAACCCCUCACCUGAGCCUGUAAUCCAAGUUCAAACGUUACCGGAAGCUGCAGAUGAGAUUGUUAAUGAAGUUGUGAUCGAGAAGAGGAAGAGGGACGAUGAGCUUCUGAUAGAUUUCGAUGCUACUGCCCAAGAACCCGACAACCAUUCGGAUGCUGGCCACCACUUGUUGGAUGAACCUGACGAUCACUCUGAUGUAGACGAGCAAGUUUUCGAGCAGACUGUCAUAGGCGACCCUGUCGAGGAGGACGAAGAGGAAGAAGAAGAACCUGAAGUGGUACAGGAGCUACCUAAGAUCGCCAAGCCACGCCAGCCUCGACUGUCUUUGGAAAACGAAGUCCAACAGCCAGAGGUGACACCGAUGAACCAGCUUUCAUCACCUAUUCAAGAACAACAAUCUUUGCCAGAACUCAUGUCCGAGAGGGCCAGGCGUCCUACACUAUCGCCUAUUGUUCGAGCAGGUCGCGCUUUGCAAAGUGUGACAUCAGAUCCUCCAUCGCCUGAGGCUCAUGAUCGCCAUUUGCGAAGCCCCUUCAGGAGCUCUGCUACCAGAGACUUGGGGCCAAGGGAAUCCCAAAUCAUGCGACGCACGAGUGCCAGUCCUGGAAGGUCGCAUGCUUCAAAUGAAGCUGCCCAGAUCCCUCAGGGUAACGAGGCCUAUGAGGAUCCCUUUGGAACCAACACCAGGCACACAGGACAGCCUAGCUUUAUGGAAGCUCUCGAAAGGAGUAGUCGUACUUCCUCGCCUCGCCAUCGACGAACAGUAUCUAGGGAUUCUGCGGCCAGUUCGACGCAUUUCCAGGCCCCCAGUGAGGGCGGCAUGAGCUGGGUGCAGAAUGAAGGCCCUAUCAGCCCUAACCUUCGUGGGGAUAUCCCUCUUGAGGCCUUUGCGCGCUCAACAGUAAGACGCGCCGGCCCAACUGCUUCUCGCGGUCAAGUCGAUGAAGUCAUGGAUGUGACGGAUGAUGAGACUGAAGAUGCGGGUGAUGAUAUAGAUUUGUGGGAGUUUGAGGCGCAAAGGUCAAGUCCUCGAACAACCCGGCAACAACCCGCAAAGAAUAAGCCAGAAUCACCUUACCGCAGACGGGACAAAAUACCAAGCCCUUGGGGUAAACAGGCUGCCAGAGAAACACAACAAGAUGAGAGCAUUGAUCAGAGAACGAUGAGUGAGAUUGAUGAGACCGAAGAUCGCCAAACAGAUGCCAUGGAGAUUACUACUGAAGACCCGCCUCGAGCAGAAGAGCAUUCUCGUCUGAAUAAGAAGCAGGCUGUCAAACAGCCCAAACAAGCUCCUGCCACUGCCAAGGCGAACCGCUUCGAUCUGUCGGCCUUCUUCUCGUCUCCUGGAGUCCUUCCAGGGAGGCUGACCGACAAGCUCUCACCUUUCAAGAUGUCAGUCUCUGGAGCACGGCCUGCUAAGCCUGAACCUGAGCCCGAGACAACACAAACACUACCGACAAGCUCCAUGUUUCCACAGCUGCCUCAGCAAGAGCUCGCGCCUCGAGGCAAGCCAAAGCUUGGUUUUUUCUCUCCCGCCCGCCCUGUUCAACCGGCAGCGAUGCGAGAGCCAUCUGAGCAGUCGGAAGAGGAAACGAAUUCUCAAUCAGAGUCAAGGUCCAACCAAUCUCCUUCAGAUCAGGGCUCAGAGGAAUCCUCAGUACAUGAGGAGCACGGUAUAGCCGUGGAAGCUAUCUCUCAGCAGCCUGAUGAGAGAGAAAGAUCGGAGGAACACGAACAGGAAGAUCCGGAUGAAGAAGGAACUGAAGACGAUGUUGAAGAAUUUCAGCCUUCCGAGAUGCCCUCAGUACCCCAGAAGGCGAACUUUAGUCCUGAACGACGACGACCUAAUCAGUCCUUCUUUAAAGCAUCGACGCGGAAUGCGAUCGCUCAACCAGGACCAGAACCUGAGCCUGAGCCUGAACCAGUUCCUACUACAGGGGAACCUACUCCACCAAGGAUGCAGCUCACCCACGCCGAUAUACACAGAUGGCAGCAGGAAACUUCCAAUGCCAGCGAAGACUCCCCAGAACCAUCCCCAGCUAAACCCGCUCCCCGCCCUGCCCCUCGCCCUAUUCUCAGACCACUACCUCCCAGAAACGCAUCCCCCAUCAAAUCAAGUCUACGCUCUCCUCUCAAACCUCAUACCCCUGGCCGUGUAGUCGAGUUCACGAGCAGCGUCCUCUCUCCUAUAGAACAGGCCAAGGUUCGACAUCAACGUCGACUAUCCAAUUCUUCGGCGGCAUCACAGUCUAGCAACGGCCCCCAGCGACCGCGUAUUAGACCACCACCCGGCCAAACUACCAACAAGGAGAAUCCCACCACCAUCAAGGUCCCUGCGUCUAACGCGGGACCACCUAAGAAACAACCGCGUCCUGCACCACUAUCACAAACUGUCUGGACACGGAAACAUUGGCUUGUGCUCGACGAUCUACUUCAGGAGCGCCGCCAAGGCCCUUUCACUAUCUAUUACGAACGUUGCUCAGACAAAUAUCUUGGAAAGACCGUUGCCAGCCAGGGUGAAGCCAUGACGCUGGAGCGUUGGCACCUGGAUUGUGUCGACGCCUUCAAGGCUCAAGUUGGCGGCUGGGACGAGGGUGCCCUGGCCAAGAGACUAUUCGCUCUUAUCCUGGGCGAGCAGAGGAGAAGUCAAGAGGCUUCUUCUUCUGCUGGACCUAGGCGAGUUAUGUUUCAUUGA